AUGAUAAUUGUCGAUGGAAGUGCCAUAACCACCUUUCUUGGUGACUGGGCAGCCACGACGAGACGCCAAUCUGAUGCGGACCAAGUUUCACAUUAUUUCAUCGGAAAUUCUAUUCUUCCAGUACUAAACGUACCUUUUAUUGUACCUGAAAUUGAGGUUGAUCUGCAAAGUAAGUGUAUCACAAGGAGGUAUGUGUUUGAUGGCUUAAAGAUUGAAAACCUCCAGGCUAUGGUAUUGGCUGGUGAUUCAAGAGGAGUAGUGCAAAAUCCUUCUCGAGUAGAAGUGGUGACUGCGCAACUUUAUAAGUGUGUCAUGGCUACAACUAGGUUAAAGUUGGGGUAUUCAAGGGAAUCAGCAUUGAUCCAGUUGGUGAACAUGCGCCCAAGAAUGGCCCCUCCAUUGCCUACAAACUUUGUGGGAAAUUUUGUUUGGUAUUUUACAAUAUCAUGCCCGAAGGAGAGUGAUCAUAUAAAGUUACAUUAA
Messenger RNA from Ilex paraguariensis (yerba mate), 483 nucleotides. The record is from the annotation of a GenBank genome assembly. Lineage: Eukaryota; Viridiplantae; Streptophyta; Magnoliopsida; Aquifoliales; Aquifoliaceae.